Anolis sagrei ordinatus is the source of this 1709-nucleotide messenger RNA. NCBI's taxonomy places the organism in Eukaryota, Metazoa, Chordata, Lepidosauria, Squamata, Anolidae. The record is from RefSeq and is a predicted model, not a curated record.
GACAGCGGACUAUCUGCACCAUGGAAUGGGCAGGUGUAGUCACCCUCCUCCUUGUUAUUUGUGUUUCUUGCCAUUUUCUCAUAUCAUCUAAGAGGAAACGAAUGCACAAGGGGAGACUUCCUCCGGGACCCACUCCCCUGCCCCUGAUUGGGAAUUUCCUGCAGAUCAAGUCAGGAGAAACCUUAAAAUCUCUUCUCAAGCUGCACGAAAAAUAUGGCCCUGUUUUCACAGUCUAUUUGGGAACACGUCCAGUUCUGGUCUUGUGUGGACACCAAGCUGUGAAGGAGGCUCUAAUAGACAAAGCAGAAGAAUUCAGUGGAAGGAGUACCAAGCCUACAUUGGAGAGGGCUGUUGAAGGAUAUGGAGUGUGCUUUUCCAAUGGAGAACGUUGGAAGCAACUGCGCCGAUUCUCCGUCACCGUCUUGAAGAGUUUUGGGAUGGGGAAAAAGUCUGUUGAGGAGAGAAUACAAGAAGAGGCCCAAUUCCUGCUGGAGGAAUUUCGUAAAACGAAGGGAAAACCUAUAGAGCCCACCUACGUUCUCGGCCGUGCAGUCUCCAAUAUCAUUUGCUCCAUUGUGUUUGGGGAGCGCUUUGACUAUGAGGACGAGGAAUUCCAGGCCCUCAUGAGGCUAAUACACAAUUUCUUCUGGGAGAUGAGCACAACCUGGUCCCAGCUCUAUGACAUGUUUCCCACUUUUCUGAAGUACUUCCCAGGGCCACAUACCAGGGUCUAUGACAUUGUGUCAGAUGCAUUGCGCUUCAUUGCCAAGAGAGUGCAGAAGAACCAAGAGACCCUUGACUCUAACUUCCCACGUGACUUUAUUGAUUGCUUCCUCAUCCAGAUGGAAAAGGAAAAAGGCAAUCCACUUAGUGAAUUUAAUUUUAAGAAUUUGGAGAUGACCAUCUUUACUCUGUUCUUUGCUGGAACAGAGACGGUUAGUUCGACCCUGAGAUUUGGCUUCCUGUUUUUGAUGAAAUAUCCCGAAGUGCAAGCAAGAGUGCAUGAAGAAAUUGAUCGAGUGAUUGGCCAUAAUUGCAUCCCAAACAGUGAAGACCGGAGGCAGAUGCCCUAUACGGAUGCUGUCAUCCAUGAAAUACAGAGAUUUGGCGAUCUCGCACCUAUGGGUGUGGCCCACAUGGUUACUUCUGACACUGAAUUCAGAGGAUACUUCAUCCCUAAGGGAAUGGAGGUUUGCCCUGUGCUCAGCUCUGUUUUGCAUGAUCCCACAAUGUUUAAAAACCCCAAUGCUUUCAACCCAGAGAACUUCCUGGAUGAGAAUGGAUACUUCAAGAAGAAUGAUGCCUUUGUGCCUUUCUCCUCAGGGAAACGGAUUUGUCUGGGUGAAUCACUGGCCCGCGUGGAGCUUUUCCUCUUCUUCACCACCAUCCUGCAGAGUUUCCAAUUGAAGCCCCUUGUGGCUGCAGAAGACCUUGACCCAACUCCGCUGGAGAAUGGCUUUAUCAAUGUCCCACCUAUUUAUCAUCUCUCUGUCAUCCCACGUUGACCCCAAGAUCUCUUUCUUCUUCAUCUUGGGGCUGUUGUAUAAUCUGCAUUCUUAAAUUUCAUGGGGAGAUAGAAGGGCAAUUAUUCUGAUCACUGACUCCGCCACACAGAGGAGAUUUAGAAUUAAUGACAGCAACAUUAUCAACAACAAUGGUUUCCAUAUUUCAAACCCAGAUGAGGUCUUGUUGUACUGGGGUACUAGUGA